AUGGAGUGGGGAUUUCAACAAAGGCCAACAGACGCAGCGCCCACGCUCUUAACAACCAGAUUCUAUUGUCCACUCAAGUCCAUAAUUUCACACUGGUUGUGUUGGGAAGUGUGCAGACUGAUCCAUUUUUGUGUGGAUGGCAGUGGAGAAUCUCUGAGUAACGGACGCCCUUGUCUUUUGCCCAUAGGCCCCUGGGGAAGGUGUACGGGCGACUGUGGACCCGGAGGAGUGCAGAGUCGUGCCCUGUGGUGUUUCCACUUGGAAGGGUGGACGAGUCACCUAUCUAACUGCGACGAGAACACCAGGCCUCCAAAGGAAAGAAGCUGCUUCCGGGUGUGUGACUGGCACAGCGACCUCUUCCAGUGGGAGGUCUCCGACUGGCACCAGUGCGUGCUCGUUCCCGCCAGCCCCGGCCAAGCGCCGCCUCGGACCGCAGAGUGUGUGACGGCGCAGCAUGGGCUGCAGCACCGGACCGUGCGCUGUGUUCAGAAGUUGAACAGAACCAGGGUUGUAAAUGAAAUCUGUGAACACUUUGCCCCUCAGCCCCCCGCAGAACAAGCUUGCCUCAUUCCCUGCCCCCGGGAUUGUGUCGUAUCUGAGUUCUCACAGUGGUCCGAGUGCAGCAAGGGCUGUGAGAAGCAAUUGCAGCACAGGACCCGGGCGGCCAUCGCUGCCCCUCUCUAUGGCGGGUCUCAGUGUCCCAAUCUGACGGAGUCGAGAGCCUGUGACACUCCCAUUUCCUGUCCUCUUGGCGAAGAGGAAUAUAUUUUUAGCCUUAAAGCAGGACCAUGGAGUAAAUGUAGACUGCCUCAUCUUAAAGAAAUUAACCUAAGCGGAAGAACUGUUCUGGAUUUCAGCUCCGAUUCAAAGGAGCGAGUCACCUUUCGACAUCAAAGUUACAAGCCACAUCACCUCUCCAAGCCCUGGGACUUAGAGAUAGGUUAUCAAACCCGGCAGGUCUGGUGCACCAGAAGUGACGGAAAAAAUGCUAUGUUAAGCCUUUGCAUGCAAGACUCCUUCCCUUUGACUAUCCAGUCCUGCAUCAUGCCAAAAGACUGUGAAACCACUGAGUGGUCCUCCUGGAGCCCCUGCUCCAAGACGUGUCGUUCAGGAAGUCUCUCACCUGGAUUUAGGAGCCGGAGCCGGAAUGUGAAGCACAUUGCUAUUGGGGGUGGAAAGGAAUGCCCUGAACUUCUCGAGAAAGAGGCCUGCAUUGUUGAAGAACUCUUGCAGCCAUGCCCCAGGUAUUCCUGGAGGACCUCUGAAUGGAAAGAAUGUCAAGUCUCUCUUCUCCUCGAGCAGCAGGACCCCCACUGGCAUGUGACGGGACCCGUUUGUGGAGGUGGGAUCCAGACCCGGGACGUAUACUGUGCCCAGAGCACCCCAGCGUCCACCGCACAGAAGGCCAAGGAAGUCUCUAGACCUGUGAAAAAGACAUUAUGUUUGGGACCUGCCCCUUCAGCCUCUCAGCUCUGCAAUAUCCCUUGCUCUACAGACUGUAUAGUAUCUUCCUGGUCAGCCUGGGGCCUGUGCAUCCAUGAAAACUGCCGUGAUCCUCAGGGGAGAAAAGGGUUUAGACUGAGACGGCGCCAUGUUCUCAUGGAAUCCACAGGGCCGGCAGGCCACUGCCCUCAUUUGGUGGAGUCUGUUCCUUGUGAGGAUCCAAUGUGUUACCGAUGGCUGGCGUCUGAAGGGAUCUGUAUCCCUGAUCAUGGAAAAUGUGGCCUGGGGCAUCGCAUCCUGAAGGCCAUCUGCCAGAAUGACCGAGGAGAAGAUGUAUCAGGGAGUCUCUGCCCAGCAUCCCCGCCUCCUGAAAGGAUGCCUUGUGAAAUUCCCUGCCGAAUGGAUUGUGUGCUGAGUGAGUGGACAGAGUGGUCGUCCUGUUCCCAGUCUUGUUCAAAUAAAAAUUCAGAUGGGAAACAGACCAGGUCAAGGACUAUCCUGGCAUUGGCUGGAGAAGGUGGAAAACUGUGUCCCCCUAGUCAGGCCCUCCAAGAAUAUCGUUCAUGCAAUGACCAUUCCUGUAUGCAGCUCUACUGGGACACAUUGCCCUGGGGCCCCUGUUCUGAAGACACAUUGGUAACUGCCCUUAAUGCAACCAUUGGCUGGACUGGAGAAGCUACCUGUGGUGUGGGCAUUCAGACACGGAGGGUCUUCUGUGUCAAGAGUCAUGUGGGACAAGUGAUGACCAAAAGAUGUCCAGAUUCGACUCGGCCCGAAACAGUGCGUCCUUGCCUUCUCCCGUGCAAAAAAGACUGCAUUGUGACAGCUUUCAGUGAGUGGACACCCUGCCCGAGGUCCUGCCAACCAGGAAAUGCCACAGUAAAACAGUCUCGAUACAGGAUUAUCAUCCAGGAAGCAGCCAACGGAGGCCAAGAAUGCCCAGAUACCUUAUUUGAAGAGCGAGAGUGUGAAGAUAUUUCAUUGUGCCCCAUAUAUCGAUGGAAACCACAGAAAUGGAGCCCUUGUAUCUUGGUGCCAGAGUCUGUCAGGCAGGGGAUAAUGGGCAGCAGUGAAGGCUGUGGAAAAGGACUACAAACAAGAGCGGUCUCCUGUAUCUCUGAUGAUAACCAGUUAGCAGCAAUGAUGGAAUGCCUCAAGCAGACAAAUGGCAUGCCUCCCCUUGUACAAGAAUGCACAGUCCCGUGUCGAGAUGACUGCACCUUCACAGUUUGGUCCAAGUUUACACCCUGCUCCACCAACUGUGAAACAACCCGAAGUCGACGGCGACAGCUCACAGGGAAAAGCAGGAAGAAAGAGAAAUGCCAGGACUCUGACCUGUACCCUCUCAUAGAAACAGAACUAUGCCCUUGUGAUGUAUUUAUAUCUCAGCCUUAUGGCAACUGGUCAGAUUGCAUUCUUCCAGAAGGCAGAAGGGAGUCUCAACGAGGAUAUCGGAUACAAGGAGACAGCAAGGAAUGUGGAAAAGGCAUGCGCUUUCAAGCAAUAGCCUGCUCUGAUAAAAAUGGAAGACCUGUUGACCCCUCCCACUGCAGCAGUUCUGGUAAGGAGAUGGGUGAGGAGUAA
Molecule: messenger RNA, 3027 nt
Organism: Leptonychotes weddellii (Weddell seal)
Lineage: Eukaryota; Metazoa; Chordata; Mammalia; Carnivora; Phocidae
Source: RefSeq, a predicted model, not a curated record